Messenger RNA from Zeugodacus cucurbitae (melon fly), 2527 nucleotides. RefSeq names its product protein sine oculis. NCBI's taxonomy places the organism in Eukaryota, Metazoa, Arthropoda, Insecta, Diptera, Tephritidae. Gene Ontology annotation, molecular function: RNA polymerase II cis-regulatory region sequence-specific DNA binding; DNA-binding transcription factor activity, RNA polymerase II-specific. Bases 154 to 1599 code for a protein of 481 amino acids. Gene Ontology annotation, biological process: regulation of transcription by RNA polymerase II. Gene Ontology annotation, cellular component: transcription regulator complex; nucleus. The transcript has 6 exons. The record is from RefSeq and is a predicted model, not a curated record.
UUAUUUUCUUCUCUUUCAAGUCCCUCGAAAACCGUAGCAAUGCGUCACUUUCAACAGUAACUCGUGCAAAACGUUUUUUAAUUAACGAAAAAUUAAAAAAAAAGUCUGAUUAAAGGUAGUGGAUUUUAAAAUAAACAUAACAACAACAACAAAAUGCUACAACAUACCGCCACAGAUUUCUACGAUUUAGCCGCCGCCAAUGCGGCCGUAUUGAGUGCGCGUCAAACGCCACCAUACAGUCCGACGGGUCUUAUCAGCGCCGGAGCGGGUCUCAGCAAUAACAAUAACAACAAUACAAGCAAUAAUAAUUUAGAUAUGUUGGGACACAAUGGCAGUAUUAUUGGACCUGGUGGCGGCGGUGGUGGCGGUGUACAUAUCGGCAAUACGAAUGGUGGCAGCAAUGGACGUGAAACGUUACCCAGUUUCGGUUUCACGCAGGAGCAGGUGGCCUGUGUGUGUGAGGUACUCCAACAAGCUGGCAACAUCGAAAGACUGGGCCGCUUCCUUUGGUCCUUACCGCAAUGUGAUAAACUGCAAUUGAACGAGUCUGUGCUGAAAGCGAAGGCCGUCGUUGCAUUCCAUCGUGGACAGUAUAAGGAGUUAUAUCGUCUACUCGAACAUCAUCAAUUCUCACCACAUAAUCACGCCAAAUUGCAGGCGCUAUGGUUGAAAGCGCAUUAUGUGGAAGCCGAAAAACUGCGCGGAAGACCUUUAGGUGCUGUUGGUAAAUAUCGCGUUCGUCGCAAAUUUCCACUGCCACGCACAAUUUGGGAUGGCGAAGAGACGAGUUACUGCUUCAAGGAGAAAUCUCGCUCUGUAUUAAGAGACUGGUACGCACACAAUCCAUAUCCUUCCCCGCGUGAGAAACGUGAAUUAGCAGAGGCUACAGGACUGACAACCACACAGGUUUCAAAUUGGUUUAAAAAUCGGAGACAACGUGAUCGCGCUGCCGAACACAAAGACGGCGCAUCGGACAAACAACAUUUGGAUUCAUCCAGCGAUUCCGAGAUGGAAGGUUCGUUGCUGCAACAAACGCAUAAUGUGACCAACAACAAUCAUCACCAUCAACAACAGCAAGUGCAUCAGCACCAAUCGCCACAUCACCAGCAACACACCACCGCACAUACGCAAUCACAACAACAACAGCAAGCACAACAGUUAUCACCAACAACGACACACAACAAUCACCAUCAUCAUCAUCACCACCAUCAUCAUGCUGCUGCCGCUGCGGCAGCGGCUGCUGCUGUCGCCGCACAAUUACCGCAAUCACACCAUGCCAGCGCCGCGACGAGCAUGGAACAGGCACAUCAUCAACAACACCCGCAUAGCUUGAAUGCCACACAAUUGGUGGGACUCUCACCCACCGCCGGCGGUGGUAGUGGUACGGGUGGUGGCGGUCUGACCACUGCAGCUGUUGCCGCUGCGGCUGCUGCUGCCGCUGCCUCUUCAAGCAGUAAAAAUGGCAAUAAUGCUGCUGCUGCUGCCGCGGCGGCGGCGGCUGCCGGACAAAUGGCGCCUCUCUCGGUCGCAUAUCCACACCUACACAGCGUCAUGGGUUCGAUACCCAUCUACGAUAUGAGCGAAUAUCAGCAUUUAUGAUUUUAGUUGGAAACAUCCGCCGAGUGGAUGGCCAAUGCAGCAGCAGUAGCUGCAACGGCAACAGCCACAUCGGCUGUAGGCACUGAGUAUAAAGCUACUGCUGAGUGCGGUAUGACGGCGGCAGAGACAGCAGUGGCGGCUAUGAGGCAGGAAUUGCAACAAUCGGCAAAUUUCUACUAUUAAUUGAAACGCGGCGGUCACAUAGAAGGGGUUGACGGAAACCAGUGAUAUAAAAAAGUGUUAAAUAACCCAAACAGUUAUUAUACCGUUAGCUUGAGGCUUACAACGGAAUGUUAUUCGCGCUGAUAACAUGAAAUUUUCGCUAAAGCCACACCCCUGUGCCGUACACUUGGAGUAGUUAGACUUUAUACAAUUUAAAAAGAAGGGGUUUAAAAAGAAGGGGGAAGUUCAAUACCGUUAAUCUUUUAAAAAGCAGUUAAAUAUUUUUUUUAAUAUUCAGAUAUAUUAUACUAAGGUCAAUAAGUCAGUUGUUUGAUUGCCAAAACUCGUCUCGACUUGCUAGAAAAUUAAGUUGAUAGGAUAUUUUUCCAAUAUGAAGUCAAUGUUAUGUCAAAAUUUUCGAUCAAUAUUCCUGAAUUUCCUUUUAAUAAAACUUACAAGACAAUUUUUGAAUAACUGUCAGCAAUUUUGAACAACUGUCAACACAACUGUCAAACAUGUAAACAAAAAUCAGCUGUUCUGUUAUGUUAACAACAGAGCUGUAAUGUUAAACAACAGAGCAUUUUAAACUGUAGUUAAAUUUAAAUGAACACUGUAAAAUCGAACCCUAAUAGAAAACGCAAAAAAAAAUAUUUGCACGCAAUUUCUUUAGCAAUACAUAUUACACACAAAAAACAAAUAGUAGCAACACAGUAUAUUAUAUUAUUGUACAACAAACAUAGACGGAUAUGUUAAGGAUAAUUAAAAU